AUGUCCGGCUUCGUCGGGGUCGUCGUCUCCGACCCCUCCCUGCAGGGCCAGUUCACGCAGGUCGAGCUCCGAUCGCUCAAGGCCAAGUUCGUGUCUCUGAAGAGGGACUCCGGCCAUGUCACCACCAAGAACCUCCCGGGGUUGAUGAAGAAGCUGAGGGGACUUCACGAAGUGGUCCCCGAGGAGGAGAUCGCCGCCUUCUUGUCGGAGUCGUACCCCGACAGCGACCAGGAGAUUGAGUUCGAGUCCUUCCUCCGGGAGUACCUGAAUCUGCAAGCAAGGGUGAGCGCCAAGGAAGGAAGCGCCGCUGUCAGCGGCGGUGGCGGGGCUGGCGGCCGCAAGAAUUCGUCGUCGUUCCUCAAAUCCACCAUCACUACGCUGCUGCACAAUCUCAACCAGGCGGAGAAGUCUUCUUAUGUGGCACAUAUUAACACUUACCUUGGUGAAGAUCCAUUCUUGAAGAAGUACUUGCCAAUCGACCCAUCCGGCAACCAGCUAUUCGAUCUUAUUAGGGAUGGCGUCCUGCUCUGUAAGUUGAUCAAUGUAGCUGUACCUGGGACCAUUGAUGAGAGAGCAAUAAAUAAGAAAAGAGUUCUUAACCCAUGGGAGAGGAAUGAAAACCACACACUGUGCCUCAACUCUGCAAAGGCCAUUGGAUGUACUGUUGUUAACAUUGGCACCCAGGAUUUAGUGGAAGGAAGGCCUCAUUUAGUUCUUGGAUUAAUAUCUCAAAUCAUAAAGAUUCAACUUUUGGCUGAUCUUAAUCUUAAGAAGACACCCCAGCUUGUGGAAUUGUUUGAUGACAGUAAGGAUAUAGAUGAGGUGUUGAGCUUGUCACCAGAAAAGAUGCUGCUUCGAUGGAUGAACCAUCAUCUGAAAAAGGCUGGCUACAAGAAAACUGUUAACAAUUUCUCUUCGGAUGUGAAGGAUGGUGAAGCCUAUGCUUAUCUUCUAAAAGCUCUUGCUCCAGAGACUUCCCCUGAAACCACACUGGAGACUAAGAAUCCUGAUGAAAGGGCAAAAAUGGUACUUGAACAAGCAGAGAAGUUGGACUGCAAAAGAUACCUUACACCAAAGGAUAUUACUGAGGGUUCUGCCAACUUGAAUCUUGCAUUUGUUGCACAAAUAUUCCAGCAUCGGAAUGGUCUAACUAGUGACAUUAAACAAGUUACACUCACACAGUCAGCAUCACGUGAUGAUGUUCUAGUAUCCAGAGAAGAAAGGGCCUUCCGAAUGUGGAUCAACAGCCUUGGGGUCGAGUCAUACCUGAAUAAUGUUUUUGAAGAUGUUCGCAAUGGAUGGGUACUUCUUGAAGUACUUGACAAAGUUUCUCCUGGAUCUGUCAAUUGGAAGUUGGCAUCAAAACCUCCAAUUAAAUUGCCAUUUAGGAAACUGGAGAACUGCAAUCAAGUUGUCAAAAUUGGGAAGGAGUUAAAGUUUUCAUUAGUAAAUUUAGCUGGGAAUGAUAUUGUUCAGGGAAAUAAGAAAUUGAUAGUUGCACUUCUGUGGCAAUUGAUGAGAUUUAAUAUCCUUCAAUUGCUAAACAGACUGAGAUCCCACUCCAAAGGAUCCCAAGGAAAGCAAAUUACUGAUGCAGAUAUACUGAACUGGGCAAACAGCAAAGUGAAAGCAUCAGGAAGAACAUCUCGAAUGGAAAGCUUCAAGGAUAAGAGCUUAUCAAAUGGAGUGUUCUUCCUCGAACUUCUUAGUGCAGUUCAGCCAAGGGUUGUGAACUGGAAAGUAGUUACAAAGGGAGAAGCUGACGAGGAAAAGAAGCUAAAUGCUACCUACAUCAUUAGUGUUGCAAGAAAGCUCGGAUGUUCUGUGUUUCUACUGCCAGAGGACAUCAUAGAGGUGAACCAGAAGAUGAUCCUAACUCUUACAGCUAGCAUCAUGUAUUGGAGCCUGCUGAGACAACCACAGCCUGAAAUAUCAGAAGCAUCAGAGCCAUCCAGCAUGGCUUCGGACGCAACUUCCGACAUUGGCUCGGAGGAUGGUGCCUCAACAGCGGCACCGUCCGAGAGCGAAGAGGCAAACUCACUGUCCGACAGUCUAUCCACCCUGACCACAGACGACGCCACCUCAAAUGCUCCACCUGCAGAAAACGGGAACGGCGCCACCCCAGAUGCUCCACCUGCAGAAAACGGGAACGACGCCACCCCAGAUGCUCAACCUGCAGAAAACGGGAACGCCGCCACCCCAGAUGCCCCACCUGCAGAAAAUGGGAACGAUGCCACAUGA
Triticum turgidum subsp. durum (durum wheat) is the source of this 2241-nucleotide messenger RNA. The record is from the annotation of a GenBank genome assembly. NCBI's taxonomy places the organism in Eukaryota, Viridiplantae, Streptophyta, Magnoliopsida, Poales, Poaceae.